Mycosarcoma maydis (corn smut) is the source of this 612-nucleotide messenger RNA. Its product is annotated as putative polyadenylation factor. Gene Ontology annotation, cellular component: mRNA cleavage factor complex. Lineage: Eukaryota; Fungi; Basidiomycota; Ustilaginomycetes; Ustilaginales. The coding region runs from base 1 to 612 and encodes 203 amino acids. The transcript is spliced from 4 exons. Gene Ontology annotation, molecular function: mRNA binding. The record is from RefSeq and is a predicted model, not a curated record.
AUGUCUCAAACCCUGACGCUCUACCCAGUCACGGCUUUCACUUUCACAACAAAGGACGCACAACCGGAAGAAGAUCCGUCGGUUGCAGCCCGCUUGCAACGCUUGCAAAACAACUAUGAAGACCUCGGUAUGAGGCGGACGGUCGAAGCGGUGCUGGUGGUGCACGAACAUGGGCAUCCGCACGUCCUCAUGCUUCAGAUUGCCAAUGCUUUCUUCAAACUACCGGGAGACUAUCUGAAACCAGGAGAAGAUGAAGUGGAAGGAAUCAAGGCACGAUUAGACGAGCGACUGGGGCCGGUCGAGAGCGAUCCCAACUCAUUCGGCCCCAAUGGCGAAGGGCGUAAUAAAGACGACGGAGAUUGGGAAAUUCAAGACUGCCUCGCUCAAUGGUGGAGGCCCAACUUUGAGACAUUCAUGUAUCCGUAUGCACCACCACAUGUCACCAAGCCGAAAGAGUGCAAGAAGCUCUUCCUCGUUCUCGCAGUACCCAAAAACAUGAAGUUGCUCGCAGUACCAUUGUUCGAACUCUACGACAACUCGCAACGCUACGGCCCCCAACUCGCCGCCAUCCCCCACCUCCUUUCGAGAUACAACUUCAUUUACUCGGAUUGA